Messenger RNA from Suillus plorans, 1473 nucleotides. RefSeq lists its product as uncharacterized. The record is from RefSeq and is a predicted model, not a curated record. Bases 241 to 1164 code for a protein of 307 amino acids. Lineage: Eukaryota; Fungi; Basidiomycota; Agaricomycetes; Boletales; Suillaceae. The transcript has 14 exons.
GUAAGUACUGAUGCGAGUGCCAAGAACAUCUUGAAAAUAAUAUUGGCAAUUUGGGAAUCAAAUACUAGCAACACAACCCGAUUUUCAAACUCUUCCGGUGUUCAACAACGUGCAAGAACGAGGGACAGCCUCAUGAUGCUUAUUUCGCCGAUAUAGGCGCUGGAUGGUGAUAUAUUUAGUACGAACACCAUCGGUUUACGUCCACCCACUUUGCCACUCGCUCACACUCACCCCUCGAACAUGAAUCUAGUCUCAAACGAUCCUAGUUGGCUGGUCGUCACUUUGAAUCGAUUUCACAGCUAUAUUGCAGUUGCAUCCUUUACUGCAGUGGUAUAUGAUUGGGCCUUAACCUUUGGACGAGAGGUUGAACUAGUUUGGAGGCAACACUGGUCCCUUACAACCAUUUUGUACCUCACUGUGCGCUAUGCUGGGAUACCAUAUGUUGUCAUGUUCAUGCUAGAAAGUCUUCCGUCAGUCCCGCUGACAGGUAUAGUGAGCAAUACUAUGUUUAUCGCACUAAACUGUAUGCAUGUGGUGGUUGCUGCCAUGCUGGGCGUUAUCAUGAUCACUCGGUUACAUGCCAUGUAUCAGGGGUCGAGAAAGAUGCUUAUAUUUCUCAUUGUGAUCCUACUUGUCCUCACAAUCGCCGGCGGAGUGACUACUGCAAUAGGAAUUAAGCGUAAUUCAGAGGACGCCGUUUCUAGCAUCUAUCAGUGCACUUAUAACUACGAUAGAGAUGGCCGUGUUCUGAUGUCCAUCACUUGGAUACUCCGCAUUGUAUGGGAAGUCCUCGUGAUGUGUCUUGUAGUCUGGAUUGUCAUAAAACAUUUCCGGCAAUUGCGACCAUCAUCGCAAGCCACGAUCAUCGGAGACUGUUUCGUGGUUUUGAUGAAGACUCACGCGGUGUACUUCGCAAGCUUUGUUGCUGGUUCUUGGUUGGCCCUUGGUUAUUUUUUCUCGACUGUCUCGGACUCGACUUCCAUGGGUCAUCACGGUGCUAUGAACAUCUUCUCGGUCAUGCAGAUGUUUGUGCUGGGGCCCCGCCUCAUCCUUAAUAUUCGAGGAUAUCAUGCUAAGCUCUUAGCUGAGUACGAGACAAGAACCAGGAUUCCUCCUCCAAAUAUUUCCCUCGAACCGUCAACUAGCGGUCCAAGUCAUGUGUAGUACUACUGCCAGUGAAUUCUGGAAACGCUUCAAGUGACAAACAGGGAGUAGAAGAACUUCGAUGCGGCACUAGGAUUCUGUGACCGACUUCUUGAGCUAUUAGCUGCUUGUACUCGACAGCUGUGUACUACUUAUACCCAAUACCUUAUGUUAUCAUCCAUUAAUUAUUGGGCCAUUUAUAUAAAGUUUCACUAUCAUAGAUCACGUUAUCUCGCUCCACUCUUGACUUCCAAUGUCUAUGUUCGCAAACACACAGACGCAUGCGCAUGCCUACGAAGUUGCUCUUUUCGGUGAAUUUUUCGCUCGGGA